CAUUUUUCAAAGCACGGUAUAAUGAAGGCAUAUGAAUGCUUUCAGUGUGGAAAAUGCUUCAGAUACAAAUCACAGCUCCUUGUGCACCAAACGGUCCACACAGUGGAGAAACAUUUUGAAUGCUCAGAUUGUGGGAAGAGAUUCAGCUGGAGCAGCAGUCUUAAACUGCAUCAAAGAACUCACACAGGGGAGAAGCCUUUUGAAUGCUCGGAAUGUGGGAAGAGGUUCAGUCACAGUGGUCAUCUUCACAAACAUCAACGAACCCACACAGGAGAGAAGCCUUUUGAAUGCUCAGAGUGUGGGAAGAGAUUCACUCACAGUAAUACCCUUCACUGUCAUUUAAGAACCCACACAGGGGAGAAGCCUUUUGAAUGCUUAGAGUGCAGGAAGAGAUUUAGUCAGAGUAGCCAUCUUCAUCGUCAUUUAAGAAUCCAUAUAGGGGAGAAGCCUUUUGAAUGCUCAGAGUGUGGCAAGAGAUUUAGUCACAGUAGUCGUCUUCAAGAGCAUCAAAGAACCCACACAGGGGAGAAACCUUUUGAAUGCUCAGAGUGUAGGAAGAGAUUCAGUCACAGUAGCAAUCUUCAGAAUCAUCAAAGAACCCACACAGGGGAGAAGCCUUUUGAAUGCUCAGAGUGUGGGAAGAGAUUCAGCCACAGUGGUGAUUUUAAAAAACAUCAAAGAACCCACACUGGUGAGAAGCCUUUUGAAUGUUCUGAGUGUGGCAAGAGAUUCAAUAGGAGAGGAAAUCUUCAACAGCAUCAAAGAACCCACAGAAGAGAGAAGCCGUUUGAAUGCUCAGAGUCCACCCCCACCUAUGCCGGCAUGGCCAUCUACGCCUCAGUUGCGCCACAGUUCGGACACAGCACCCCUCUGCCUGAAGCCAGGAGUGGUCGCCCACUCAAGCACCCAUACACAGAUGUAACUUCCAUUUCCGCUGUCAUGGAGUGA
Heteronotia binoei (common prickly gecko) is the source of this 948-nucleotide messenger RNA. Its product is annotated as zinc finger protein 239-like. The coding region runs from base 22 to 948 and encodes 308 amino acids. The record is from RefSeq and is a predicted model, not a curated record. NCBI's taxonomy places the organism in Eukaryota, Metazoa, Chordata, Lepidosauria, Squamata, Gekkonidae. Gene Ontology annotation, biological process: regulation of immune system process; regulation of cytokine production; negative regulation of transcription by RNA polymerase II. The transcript has 2 exons.